This is a messenger RNA of Micromonas pusilla CCMP1545, 3615 nucleotides long. RefSeq lists its product as uncharacterized. Gene Ontology annotation, cellular component: nuclear pore outer ring. Gene Ontology annotation, molecular function: structural constituent of nuclear pore. Gene Ontology annotation, biological process: transcription-dependent tethering of RNA polymerase II gene DNA at nuclear periphery; protein import into nucleus; poly(A)+ mRNA export from nucleus. The transcript has 2 exons. NCBI's taxonomy places the organism in Eukaryota, Viridiplantae, Chlorophyta, Mamiellophyceae, Mamiellales, Mamiellaceae. The record is from RefSeq and is a predicted model, not a curated record. Bases 38 to 3541 code for a protein of 1167 amino acids.
GCGCGCGCGACACGCGACCGGUGGGACAUCGCGCGCGAUGUGGCGCGUGCAGUGCAACCUCCCCCCGCGCGCGGUGGAGGUCCUGCGGUCGGGCGGAUCGCACGAGUCGCACGGCGGGAUGAACGCGGAGCGAUCGACCGCGUGGGUGACGCGCGGGAACGUCGUCCUCGCGUGGCCGCUGCCGAAGACGCCGUGCGAGCUCGAGGGCGGCGCCGCGCCGGAGAGCUGCGCGGAGUACUACGCGAACGGCGGCGAACGCCCGAUCGUGUACGUGACGCGAUCGUCGAAGGACGGCGCGCUGCUCAUGACGAGCGCGGGCGGCGCCUCCUCCGGGGGCGUCGUGACCGUGACGCGAUGCGACGCGAACGGCGGCACGUUCCGAGAGCUCGGCGCCGCGUCGCUGCCGGGCGCGCCCGCCGUGACCGCGGUCGCGUCGAUCCCGUCGCCGACCGGCGGCGUCGUCGCCGCCGUCGGGUGCGCGGACGGCGAGCUCUACCUUCUCGAGUGCCCGCCGAACGGCGGGGAGCUGAUCGUCAAACGCGCGGAUCGAGACGCGGAGACGGGCGGCGGCGGCGGCGGCGGCGCGACGACGCCGUCGCGGCUCGUGAACCUCGCGAUGAGCGCGUCUAAAGCGGCGCUCAGGUUUAUUAAACCGUCGACGGCGCACCGAUCGAUUCGAUCGAUCGCGUUCGCGCGAUCGUCGACGCGCGGAGGAGGGUCGAUGAGACUGCUCGUGCUCACCGCGACGUCGACGGAGGAGUGGGAGGUGUCGCGAGACGGCGACGUCGCGCUCGGCGAGACGCACGAGGUGUUGCCCGCGAUCAAAAGCGCGCUGCAGUCGGACGGUGAUCUCGAGAUCGCGUCCAUCGCCGCGGGCGACGGCGACGACGCGACGGUGCUGUGCCGCGACGGCGCGCGGUGGUCGAUCCACGUCGGCGAGCGGCGGCGCGGCGGCGGCGCGUUCGCGCUCCUCGCGUCGACGAUUCCCCCCGCGGGAUCCGUCCCCGCGGGCGGCGCCCCCGGCGCGCGCGCGACGGUCCACGUCGGCGGCGCCCCUCGCGAAUCCGCGCUCGUCGUCACCUCCGGCGGCGGCGCCGCGCUGUUCGCGGGGUCGACGCUUCAAGAGCAGCUGCUGUUGCACGACCCCGCCGCGGGCGGCGGCGGCGUCCUCGCCGCCGCCCCCGCGCCGGAACUCGGGGGGUGGCUGCUGCUCACGGAGCUGAUGGGCGUCGUCGCGUACGCGCCCACCGCGCCCGCGCCGCCGUCGCCGAUCAAGAGAUCGCCCUCGCCGGCGCCGCCGCCGGAGCCGCGGGAUUCGGGCCCGAGCCCGACGCGCUUCAGCCCGAGGCUCGCGGCGGCGGCGGCGGCGGCGGCGUCGGCGCCGCGGGCGACGGCGGCGGACGCGGCGCGCGAAGAAGCCGAAGCCGCGGUCAGGAACGAGUUCGCGGCGUACGUCGCGGGGCACGGCGCCGCGCCCUCGGAGUGCGGGUUCCGACUGAGAGCCGCGGGCGCGUUAGGUGGGUCUCUGGACGGCACCGAGGGCGGGGACGUCGACGGCGGCGUCGGGGCGUUCGCCGCGUGCUCGAGGGCCAUCGUGGACGCGCUCCCGAAGCACUGGCCCGGCCCGGACGGUCCGGGCCCCGGCGUGGAGUUGCACUUGGACGAAAAAGCGCGCAGGCACGACGUGUUCUUGCGGUUCCUCGUGGAAGCGUCCGGGGUGUGGCAGCUCCUCGCCGCGAGCGAGCGCGAGGCGAUCCUCGAGCACGGCGAGAUGGUCUCCGCGCUCCUGUGCGUCCGCUCCCUGCACAACGAAGCCGCGGAGAUGGCGGAGACCGGCGCCGACCGAGAGAGAGGGUCCGACGCGUUGGCGCUCCUGCUCGAGGCGGCGACGACCGCGGGCGCGGCGUUGCAAGCCUCGGACGCGGCGGUGAGAGGCCGUCCCGCCGUGGAGGUGUGCUACAGCCGCGCGACGGGCGCGGCGGACGCGCUGCUGCCCGCGCUCGCGGACGGCUUGGAGCGGCACGCCGGCGCGCGGGCGCGCGCGUCGCUGCACGAGCGCGCCGCGGCGUUGGACGCGUUAUCGAGGGCGUUGCUCGGCGCGCUGAGCUCCGCGAGCGAUUUCCGCAGGCAUCACGCGUCGCUGUACCCGCCCGCGGGCGCGGGCGCGGUCGCGCCGCCGCCGCGGUGGAACGCGGGUGAGGGCGCGCGGAUGGCGCUGACCGCCGCCGCCGACGCGGCGGCGGCGCUGAGGGACGAGGCCGCGAGAGGCGGCGCGCCCGAUCUCGCGUCGCCGCUCGGGUCGCAGCUCUACGCGCUGGCGGCGCCGCUGCUCGACGCGACCGCGGCGCACGUGGCGUCCGCGCCGUUAGGGUCCGCGGAGAGGGCGAUGGCGAGGGACGAGUACGCGCGCGCGCGCGCGAGCGUUUUGCCCGCGCUCAUGAACGCCGCGCGCGCGAGCGACGGCGGCUUCGGAGGGUUCGCGUCCGGAGAUUUCGCGAGCGGUCCGUUCGCGGUCACCAUGGACGCGGUUGCCGCGGUCGCGGAGGCGCACUUCGGGUACGAGCAGCUCGCAGAGGUGUGCGAGACCGCGAUGGCGCACGCGGCGCGCGUCGGCGACGGCGCGGCGAUCGACGGCGCGGUGGCGAGGACGCACCAUCACAUGCGGACGUUACGCGGCGCCGCGGAGGACGGCGAAUGCACGUUCGCGACGUUCAUGUUCCACCGGAUGAUGACGAACCCGGGGUACCACUCCGGUGUCGGCGCGCGCGUCGCAGAGAUGCUGCAAGAUACCCCCGACGAGUUCUACGGCGAGCUCGGGGAGUGCCUGAAGCCGCACCCGCCGCUUCUGUGGUUGCAUCAGUUGCGCGCGGACGACUACGUAGGCGCGGCCGGGACGCUCCACGGCCUCAGCGUCUCCGGCGCGAGCGGCGGCGGGAACGCGUCCGUGAGGGAACAAGCGCAGUACCUGUCGCUCGCGAAACUGUCCUUGCUCGCGGGAGGCGCGCCCGCGGACGCGGACGACGUCGUCGCCAUCGACGCCGCGCUCGACCUCGCGAAGAUUCAGUCCGCGUUGUCCGCGCGAAGGAAAGUCGGAUCCGCGGACGCGUCGUCGCCGCCGUUGCCGCCGUUGAAGCUCGUGGAAGCGUGCCUCGGCGACAGCGCGAAAGGCGCGAGCGAAGACGACCUCAUCGACGCGUUCUCGGUCUUCGCGUCCGCGGGCGGGGAGUUCCGCGAGGCGAACAAGUCGCUGUUGGAGGUGUGCUGGCGACGCGCCGCGGCGGAGACGGACUGGAGCGAGCUCGGCGCGCUCGGGGCGUCGGGGGGGGACGCCGCGUACGUCCGCGCGUUGGCGGCGACGCCCGUCGCGAGAGCCGCGCGGCGGUGCUACGACCCAUCGUACGCGGUACGGUUAGGCCCUCCGUUCGACGAGGUCAUCACCCCGGAAAACGCGUUGAAGCUGUUGGAGGAGGCGUUGGGCGGGGAAGAGGCGAGCGUGGAGCCUUUGCGCGCGGCUUUGAGCCUCGGCAUCUCGGCGCGGUGAGCGACGGCUCGGAGCACGAAAAGAUAGAGAGAGAAUACUGUACGUUGUUCAUAUCAGACGUAUAUUACAAACGU